Molecule: messenger RNA, 17050 nt
Organism: Belonocnema kinseyi
Lineage: Eukaryota; Metazoa; Arthropoda; Insecta; Hymenoptera; Cynipidae
Product: histone-lysine N-methyltransferase 2C-like
Exons: 36
Coding region: 184-16962 (5592 amino acids)
Biological process (GO): positive regulation of transcription by RNA polymerase II
Cellular component (GO): MLL3/4 complex; nucleus
Molecular function (GO): histone H3K4 methyltransferase activity; histone binding; transcription coactivator activity
Source: RefSeq, a predicted model, not a curated record
ACUCAUCCGUUUGUAGUUUUCUGACAUUUUUCUGUUUGCUCCAAGAUGUUUAUCAGAUCAAACUGUGCAAAAUACGUCGAGAACCUCAGUAAUUACAGUGCGCGCGAAUCCAUCACGAGACAUCGGAGAAUGCCACAAUAAUCGGAAGAAACUACCCAGGACACUUUUUAAAAAAGAAGUGCCAUGGAUGAUGAAGAGCGUUUGGAGGGAGAAGAAGAAAUGGAGCUUGACGAAGCGUCUGACGGAGAAGAUGAAGAUGAGGAUACCGCAGGGAUUCCUGUUUCUCCUGCAAACUCCGACCAAUUGCUUGGUCCAGUUCCCAUUUCUGGAAGCAUGCUGUGUGCGGUCGCACCCGAUGAGCCGUUUCCUGAUCCAAUGCGAUAUCAAAAAUUUUCACAUCCUGGUGGAAAACCCUUAAAUAUUCGGAGGGGUCCUGGAAGGCCUCGAAAAGAGCGUCCUCCGGGAUCUAUCAGAGGUGUCGGAGUGCGUAGAUCAUUCAGAGGUUCCACGAGGGGCAAGGGACUUGGCUAUGCGCGGGGCAUGCCUCGUAGAACCAAGAGCAAGGAUGAUGAUACGCAUUCCGAAUCGCCGAGUCCUCUGCGUAUUGGUGAAGAUGGAAUAGGAGACGGUGAAAAUUCCGGGAAUGAUAGAUCGAUGCCAGCUCCUGACGAACCGCCUAACUUUCCAGAGCAAUGGCCGGGUAAAAUCUGUGCUUUUUGUAACUUGGGGGAAAGGAGUCAGUUGGGCCAGGGAAAAAUGGACAGGUACACGUUACCUGAAGGAUUGACGCCGGUAAAAAAUGCUAUUCGCGAUGAAGCGGCUGAAGUUCCGAUAGAUGUUGUAAAUCCGGGGGAUAAAAGUCCCCGCACAAGUGGACCAGGAGCUGUUACGUGUCGAAGGGUGAAGAGUCUCGCCAAGUGCAGGACGACUUUCAGAAAUCCUAGUCUCUCCAAUUUCAUCGAACCAGUCGAGGAAUUAUCGAUAGUUGGUUAUUCCGAGGAGCCGGAAGUGGGAAUAUUAUUUGAGCCAACUGGACAUUUUUACGCUCAUUUUUACUGUGCAGUCUGGUCCAGCAACAAUCAUAAUCUUUCUACGGAAAUUAUCAGUUCUGCUAUCAUUCAGGCUUCAUCGCGACGCUGUGCCUAUUGUUCGCACUAUGGAGCAGGAAUUUCCUGCAAGGUGGGAUCGUGCAAUCGUUAUUUUCAUUUGCCGUGUGCGGCUGCUUCUAGUUGUUUUCAAGAGAAAGAAACUUUGUCUUUAUUUUGCAACCUGCAUACGGACCAAGUCCCUCUAAUGUUAAAUCCCGAGAUAUUUUGUGGAGAUUGCGGACAGCUUGGAGAUGUCUCAAAACUAGUGAUGUGCUCCGUCUGCUGUCAGCACUAUCAUGGAAGUUGUGUGGGUCUCCGCCUUUUGCCGGGAGUUCGAGCUGGCUGGCAAUGUGGAAGUUGUCGUGUCUGCCAAGUCUGUCGGCAGCCCGAAGAAGUAUCAAAAGUGAUAGUUUGCGAGAAUUGCGAGAAGGUUUACCAUCCCGGCUGUAUGAGGCCAGUUGUCACCUCCAUUCCAAAAUUCGGUUGGAAGUGUCUGAGCUGUCGAAUUUGCACUGAUUGUGGUUCGCGAACUCCAGGCGCUGGACUGUCAUCAAGAUGGCAUGCUCAGUACACAGUUUGCGACUCGUGCUACCAACAACGGAACAAGGGAUUUUCAUGUCCGCUCUGCCGAAAAGCUUAUCGGGCGGCCGCCUAUCGCGAAAUGGUACAGUGCAACUCGUGUAAGAAAUUUGUCCAUGGGACCUGUGACGCGGACGCGGAUCCGCACACUUAUCAGAAGCGUAAAGAGGAAAAUUCGGAUUAUGAGUAUGUCUGCAAGAAUUGCAAGAAUAUGGCACUGAUGAAGCGCAAGGACAGUUUUGAUGAUCAUGGAUUGGAUUUGAGUUUGACGGGAUCGCAAGACAGUUUGUAUGAUGGGGAUUCGUCGGAGUAUGAUUAUACGGGAGGAAUGGAUGAUUCGUAUUUUUCACUGGGGCUUGGGAAAGGGAAACCGUUUUGUGCUUCCAAGAUUGCGAAAAAAAGGUUUGGACUUGGUGGUGGCAUCGUUGGCAGACCCAAGGGAAUUGGAAAACACGGUUACCAAAAGCGGCAGAAGAUGAAUGAAUUUGGGAGGAAGAGAGGACCAAAAGCUAAAAUGAGGGGCAUUUUUGGUGUUCCUGGGCUCGGAUUGCAGUGUAUGUCCGAGUCCUCAAAAGAAGACGAGCCUGGAGUCGAAAACCGACUAGUCUUAUGCUCGGCAAAGGACAAAUUUGUCUUAACCCAAGACAUCUGCGUGAUGUGCGGGGCAAUCGGUACCGACCAAGAAGGAUGCUUGAUAUCCUGUGCACAGUGCGGACAAUGCUAUCAUCCCUACUGUGCGAAUGUCAAAGUCACGAAGGUGAUUUUGCAGAAGGGCUGGCGAUGCCUCGACUGUACUGUCUGCGAAGGUUGCGGCGAGAAGAACGACGAGGGUCGCCUGAUACUUUGUGACGACUGUGACAUAAGCUAUCACAUAUACUGUAUGGAUCCGCCCUUGGAUUACGUGCCUCAGGGUAAUUGGAAGUGCAAGUGGUGUGCCCAGUGUCAGACUUGCGGUUCAAAUGAUCCUGGAUUCAACUGCAACUGGCAGAAAAACUACACCCAGUGCGGACCUUGCGCCUCGCAUGCCACCUGUCUGGAAUGCACACUGCCUUACAAUGAAGGAGAUUUAAUUAUUCAAUGCAUACAAUGCGAGAGGUGGCUCCACUGCUCCUGCGACUCGAUAAAAAAUGAAGCCGACGCGGAAAAGUGCGCCGAGGAAGGCUACAAUUGCACGAGAUGUCGGCCGAGUGACGAGCCACCUCCUCAUAUUUUGCGAACCUUGCCAAAACCACAACCGAAAUUUCCUCGCUCGCCGCCACCUGUCCCUGAGACGCCCGAAGUCUAUAAACCUUCGCCUCAACAGUAUUUAGUCGACGGUGUUUACUUGUCCGAGUCCGGGAUGAAUCACAUCAAAUCGUUGACCUUUGAGCAUCAGCAGACACGAAAAAAGCGUCGAAAGCUUCUACCGGUUGUUGAUAAAGAGGCGGACAUCAUGGCAACGAUAGAGUCGGUUGUCGCUGGUGGUAGUCUCGACAAUUCGAUGGAGGAUGCUGGCGCACAACUCGAUCUUCUCGAUGUCAAAGACGAGCCGAUUGAAGUUCUGAAGGAGGGCAUGGUCUGGACACCUCGUGGUGGCGAACCUCCACCCGAGGGAUUCAGUAUCUACACGACGGAGAACGGCGUACCGGUUCUGCGACGCAAGCGCCAGAGGAAUUUGCAGAAACUUGGAAUUGGUGGAUUUAUCGUUAAAAUCAGAGGAACGAGGAAGGAUAAGGAGGAGGAGGGUGAUGCAGAGAAGGCUCCCGAGGGAAUGGUUGGUUUGUCGGAAGACAAGCCGAGGAGGAAGCCUCAAAGGAGAAAACCAAAGACCAAGCUCUCCGAAUGUUUUCCUCUUUACAUGCAAGAGGCAUUCUUCGGCAAGGUUCUUAUGGACACAACCAAAGAGAACGACUCGGAAAAUGGAAGCGGCUCGGACGGUGAGACGAAGAUUGCGAGAAAUACGGGCGGGACCAUUCAGUUGUCGCAGGAUGAGCUCAAGGCGAUUGAGAAGGUAAAAGCGAAGCAGGAGAGGGAGGAGGUGAAGCUGCCAAUUGAGAGGCAGAUCAAGAGGGAGGAAAUUUUGGAUGAUGAUGUUAGUGAUUCAGAAGUUCCUCUGGAUAUUUUGCCGAUUUCGGGAGAUUUGCUUGAUAAUGAUUUGGUAAAUACGAUCAUGAAUGAGAGGGAUGAUGAUUUGGCGAAGGCUAGUGAAGCUUUGGAGGAAUUGGAUAAUGCUCCGGGUCCGAGUAAGGAUGAGUUGACUGAUAUUCUAAGCCCGCAUUUCAAUUUGGAAUCGAUGGUUAGAGAUACAGGCUUGCCGAACAUGGACAGCAAAGAUGUGGAGGACAUAUUUAAGGGUGUCCUCACCGAUGAAUCUCAAGAAUCUCAGGAAUCGUCUGUAUUUCCGAUUCAGCCGCAAGUUACUCCGCAUGCUUCUGCUCCUACUACACCUCUAGUUUCUCCUUCUCCUCAUCAUAGUUUACAAGUAAAUUUGCAGUUGGCCAGAACACAAGUUUCCAGCUCUCUGCCAUCAGUUGGUCAAUCCAACUUAAAUUCUCCUAUGAGUUUUCCACCGCCCUCGCCUUACUGUUCCGAAUACAGCAAUGGCAGUAGCCCACAUUACAGUCCACAUUACUCGGAACCACCAAGUCCCUGGGUGAAUCCCGAUGACGAGGGAACUCCUGGAAAUGUGGCUGUUCCACACAACCAAAGAGGUAAUAAUCCUAAGAUGGAAGCAGACGAACAGUUGGGCACCGGCGCUACGAUCUCGAUGGUUCUUUAUGCAAAUAUUAACCAUCCUGAGUGGAAAACUGAAUAUCCAGUUUGGUCUGAGCGAUCCAAACAAAUUCAGAAAAAGUGGCGAGCCCUGCCCGCAGAAACGAAAGCGCCGUAUCUGACUCAGGCAAGGGAAAACAGAACGGCAAGUCGCAUGAAGAAAACUCAACAGAUACCCAAGGAUUUACCAAGCACGAACCCAGUCACUGCAACAAGCGCACCUACCAUCACCACCAAACCUGUCACCACUCUGUCAUCAGCUCAAGUUCCUCCAGUAGUUGCUAUGACCGCCAAUCAAAAACAAAUUGGACUUUUGGCCUCGGUGGACCUGGACAAAUCGCAGGAGAAGAAUGGACUGUCUCUGUCAGGACCGGGAUCAUCAGCGGCAGCAGCGAGCAGUGGUCAACUAGCGGAGGAGCAGGACAGACUUACGAAUAGGGACAGAUCUACUCGCGAAGCUGAACAAGAACGCCAGUGGAAACAACUUCAAGCCUUGCGGCAACAGCAGGCCCAACUUCAACAGCAAGUUAUACACGAACAACGUGUUCAUGCAAUGGCAAGAGUUCAUAGGCAAAUCAACGAGGAUGGUUCACCUGCCUUGAAUCCUGAUGGCACUCCGGGGCUAACUACUCAACUACAAGUUUCCACGUCUCAGGAUGGCAAUCAGAUGACCUCGAUGGCUUCACCUUCACCAGGAUCUCGAGCGACCUUCGCAACACCUCCCAUCAAAGUGACUCGAGGCAUGGCACCCCAAAGUCCUCAUCAAGGUAUGCCUCGUUUGCCCAAUCAACCGUGUACAACGACAGUGAUGCGUCCGAUAGGAAAUGUCGUGAGGCCUGGGAUUCCAAAUGCCUUUCCUCAACCACCCUCGCCAUUCUCACCCCAAGCACCUCAAUCCCCUCACGACUUUCCUCAAUCGCCGGCUUCCUCGCAAUCUCAGGAGCACUUUCAGCGCUUCGAGAGCAGCGGCAGCGAGGCCUUCUCCCAAGGCUCGCAAACGCCCCGAUCUCAAAUCGUCAGCACUCCCUCGACGUAUUCCACGUCGCCGCGAAACGAUGUAUUUAAUCAACCCCCGGGCACACCGCGACCUGUUUUUAAUACAAAUAGCACACGUCCCACCACACAUGUCUAUGCACCCUCUCGUACUCCUGAUCCUUAUAGCAGCCAACCUCCCACACCUUCUCCGGUUCCGAGUUAUGCCUCUCCCAGGCCCGAGUCGAGGACAGAAGCACAGCCGGCCGAGGCUUUCAGUCAGCAACCGGAGGUCAAUCGACAGCUGAGAGAUCUUCUCCAGAGGCAGCAGUUUAAUAAGAAGAUUGAACCUCACAGUGCUUCUUGGCCUCCAGAUGGGCAAAAUACCGGUGAUGUUCUACCUCAACAAUUUGAAACUGGACAAAUACAAUUGCCACAGCAUCCUCAGCCGUCCGGAAAUACCGCGGAAGGAACUUUCAGACAACCUCUUCCUCCUGGAAUUGUCAGACCUAGAAUGCCGUUACCACCUAAUGUCCUCAUUAGAAAUCCUAUUGGAGUUACGCCAAGGCACGCAAUGGCAGGGAAGCUUGAUUCCACGAGGCUUCAGGGACUGGACCCUCGUACUAGAAUGCUCUUGAGGCCACCAUUACCCGUUGGCGUGUCUCAACAGCACUUCCAAGGAAAUCAAGUUCUUCAAAGACUUCCUGGUCCCAGAAGUGCUCUUCCCGAACAUUACGAGGUCUUGCAACAGCCAAGAUUUUCAGAACCCAAUCAAGGACAAAUGGCCCAGCGAAUCGUGCGCGCUGGCCAAGAUGCAAUGAGCCAAGGAAUAAGAAUGCUGGGCGCUCACGGAAUGGUCCGUCCGCCUGUAAUUCCCACGGGAGUUAGCGAACCCAGUGUCAGUGCUCCGGAAGCUUCCGAAAUCCCGGAUAACGUUACAGCCGAAUUAGAAAAACUCGAGCAAGAGGCCGCUCCUUUGGGAGAGGUCGAGGGCGUUGGUGCAAUAUUAGGAGACUUGGGAGAUGACGACGAUGAGCUUCUUGCUGAAAUGGGCGCCGACUUCAACAUUUUGGAAUACGCUGACCCAGAGCUGGACAACAUAACCGGAGGCGAGAAGACAAACAUCCUCGACUUGGAUUUGGAGCAAGUGGAGGUUGAAACGAAGGAGGAGAAGCAGAAGAAAGUGACGAAGGAAGAGCCAAAGUCGGAAGACUUGGGUGGAACGACAACAGCUCACACGGACAACAACGAGGGAAGAGUGACGAGCACUGUUCAAGCACCAGCAGAGACACCUACUGCUCCAACUCAAGUGCAGUCAAUGCAGGCACCGACAUCGCAAAAUUCCCAGCCAGCAACUCAAGUUUUGCCCCAGGCUCAUCCAAUUUCGGCGUCUGUGCAGCAGAUGAAUCAGCAUGUGCAGCAAGCAGCUGCCCUCGGAAGACCUAUGGCUCCUGGUACUAAACUCCUGGCUCCGGAUGGUACCAUCGGAAUCGUCACCUCAACCAAUACCGUCACUGUCAGUUAUCCGACGACCUUCCCCGGUCAUCCGCAACGCAUCCCCCAAACGCAUUUGCAAGUUCAACAACACCAACGACUUGGAAUGAGAGUCGCAGGCGUGCAAAAUGUGGCGGGGAGGGUGGUUUCCGUCAGUCAUAUGAUUGGUCCCCGCAUGCCUCUUCCGCCACCGCCGCCUCCACCGCCUCCGUAUCCUGGUCCUCCUCCUCCAUAUCGAGGACCUAUACAGAUGGGGCUAUGCCCAGGUGAGCGGGGUUUGACGCGGCCCCCAAUUCACAUAGGGCACCCAGUCACGGGUCCACCAUUGGCCCCGGUCGUUCAUACUGGUGCGCCAACAAUGUCACCUCAUCCUCUACGAAGACCUUUGCUUCUGCAGGAGCAACCGUUAUUGCUGGAGGAACUCUUGGAACAAGAGAAGCGUGAACAGGAAAAGCAGCACCAGCAGCAGCAAGCCGAUACGACGACACCUAGUGGUGCUCUUUUGAGCGACAGUGAAUUUGAGAGGCUCAGGGCAGAGGCGUUGGCAUCACCUCCUCAAGGAAUUCCAACUGUCGCUGGUGGCGUUCCUUCCAUAAGGCCAGGUUGCGCUCCACGACCUCCAUCAGCCCCAGGUACAAACUGGUCUCCAGCAACACCUGAUCCUAGCAAAUUAUCUGUCCAAGCCGCUAGACAACCGAUCUCCACGCAAACACCACCCGAACCGCGCAUUGUGACUUUUAGUAUUCCUCAACUUCCGGCUCCUCCCGCACCGCCCGAGAACAUUGUCACUGAACAGGAUCGACAGAUUCAGUUGCAGUACGAACAGUGGCUAAAUCAUCAGAAUCAAAUAUUAGCGCAACAGCUCAAAUAUUACGAGACGGAAGUGCAGAAGCUUCGCAAGCUCAAAAAGUCGCUGAAUAGCAAACAACGUGUGCUACGCAAAUCGUGCAACGAAUUAUCCGAGAGUGAUAAUGCCGAGUUGCAGCGAGUCACGACCGAGCAAGGAAUACUUCAGAAACACCUGGACGCAAGUCGAAAACAGACCCGUCAGCAUGGAAUGUUGGUGCAGGAGUAUAAUAGCAAGCAACAGCAGAAGCUACAACCCCAAAACACCGAAUCCUGUUCACCUAUGAUGUCUCCCUCACAACAUUCUUCUCCGCUGAGCAGUCCCGCGGCGCUUGUUUCGCACAGUCCAGGUCCAGGAAGUGCUUCCUCCAACAUGAUUCAACACUCACCCGCAAAUUCACUAGUGCAACAUAGUCCCAAUCCUCCCAUGUUGCAGCACAGUCCCGGCAAUUCACAGUCUGCCAAUCCGGGAACAAUGUCGCCCCACAACAUGCAACCAUCCCCAAGAAUUGGCACUCCACUCUCCCAGGGCGAUGAGAAUCCUUUCAGUCCGGGUCCGAUGCCAUCGCCCGGAAUUUGUGUGCCCGCGGCUACAAGAAUGACAUCUCCUCAGCAUCGAGCUGUCAUAACCGGGAGACUCACCACCAGUCCAGGAUCUUUUACCACCGACGCACGAUCACCCCAGCAAAUCAUGGGCGAUCAGAACAUUCGAAUGCACGGUAUCACACAACGUUUUGUCCGUCCACCCGCCAUGGGUGAAGUAACUCAACGACCGAGAAUGCAACUACAAGCUGGGAUAGUCUAUGGACAACGAUCCCCGCUCGGAAGUCCACAGCCCCAGCCACAACCGAUUUUGACGCAACAGCAGCAUCAGCAAAUGCUCCAGAGGCAACAGAUCAUUCAACAGCAGCACGAGGUCAUAUCGCAAGAUAAUCAAAACGUCCUCGCUCAGAAGACCAUGCAAAUGAUGCAGCAGAGACAGCAGCUUCUUCAGCAACAGGAGAGGCUUGUUCAACAGCAGAGGCAACAAUUUCUGCAGUUGCAGCACCAGCAGCAGCAACAGCAGCACAUGAUACAAAAAUCGCCCACCUCGCCCAUGGUACCCCAACCAGUCAACUCUCCCAGUCCCCAAUUACAUCAACAGAUGCAGGGCUACGGACAGCCGCCAAGUUCUCCACUUGCUCGCAGUCCUGCCGUUCAACAAGCCAUGGGUUCUCCCAUGCUUCAGCAACAACUGAGCCAAUCAUCACAGCCCCCGAGUCCGAUGGGCUCGAGGGUUCACAGUCAUCCACCCACCUCGCCGAUGCUUCAACAUCAGCUGAACAAUACCCAUCAUCCGCCGCCUUGUCAGACGCCCAACUCGCCAAUGCCUCGCAGUCCAAUGGUGGGUGGAUCACCAAUGCAGAUGCAGAGACGACAAUCAACUGGAAAUAGUCCAGGGAUGCCGGACAGACCUCAGAGUGUCGAGAAUCCCGGAACUCCAAGGACACCGCACACGCCUCUUGGAAAUUAUGGCUCUCAGAAUUCCCUGAAUCAUGAGCAAAAUCAAAUGCAACAACAAAUGCAGCAGCAACAACAACAACAGCAACAACAACAGCAGCAACAACAACAGCAGCAGCAGCAAGAUCAAAAUAUGGAGCAUUCAAGAGGUGGAGGUAAUCCCCACAAUCCAAUCAAUGCUCUGCCCCUGCCGACGUGUUUCGGAAAAUUUGGGUAUUUCAAGUUGGGUCUCAGAGGUGGAUCGCCCAUGUGGUCAACCAAAGCCGAGACGAGCAAAGGAAAAACUUCGGAGCCAACUUUGAGCGAGGAAAAGUCCAAUCCCCAAGGCAAUUUGGGUGCUAUUUUACCCAGGAAGCCUUCUCUCAAAAACUCGUUAGUCUGUGCAGAUUAUAACGAUUUUGAUGAUGAUUCUCAUACACCUCCACAAACAUCUCCGCUCACACUUGAACCAAAGGCUACGACAUCUUCGCUGGCUGAUGGUUCACUCAGCAGUCCGCAUGAUAAAUUGGAACCAAUUCCGGACACGACUGAUUAUGAUGAUGACAAGAAUGUUGUGAAUUCCGAGGUGACACUGAGUUCGGCUGCACAAGGUGACAAUGACGAUAUCAAUGACAUAAAUGAUAUGGAGCAGUUUAGUGGUGCGAGUCUGGACGUUUUGUGUCCUCUCGCGGACAAUCUAGCUGAUAAUCUUGCUGACAAUCAAAAUGAGUACGGUUUGAAUGAUCUUUUCGAGCAAGACAUGGUCUUGAUUGACAGCAAUGAUUCUCUCAGCAAUGCGCUUAUCAACGACAGCGCUCAGAAUCAUAAUCUCCAAAUGCAGAUCCUGGGACUCGAGUCUUCGGAAAGUCAGGUGGAAGAGCACAAUUUGUGCGAUGAAGAUCUCCAUUCGCAGGUGAGAAGUAAAAAGGAUUUGAAUUUAUCUCUGAUGUCGAUAGAGGGCAAACGUCUUGCUCCUAGUGAUACUCCUGAAUCUUCGGAUCAUGAGGAACACACGGUCGCUUCUUUGAUUCAACGCCAAGUGUCCGAACCUAAAUCGGAGGUGAAAUCGCCGGAGAAAUUGGUGAUUGAGAAGAAGGAGGAGGAGAAGCCGAAGGAGUCGAAACCAGAGAAGGCGAAAGAGUUCAAAGUGCUGGAAUCGAUUCUCGAGAAACCAAAGUUGAAUCAGGAGCCAGAACAGGUGCGUUCUCAAGCUCCGAUUGUCACCCGAGCCAAUCCUUUUGCGCCUCUUCCCAAGUUUGUCGCCUCAGUGACAAACACGAGUUUCGAAAAGCCAACUCCCAAGCCAGUGCCGGAAAUUCGUGCCGGAUUAUCAAUGGGCACUAUAGUCGCUGAUGCAAAAAUUGCCGCGCGACUCACUCAGGCAACUCUGAAGGGGACUUAUGUCAAAGAUUUUAAAGCUGAGGCCCCGAAAGAGGCGAUGAAGACGGGAAUAGAGAAGACAAUCGAGGAUAUAUCGCGAGUUAUCAGGCCGGACAAUCCUAAAAUUUCUAAUAUUCAGGUUAAUCUUCAAACCUCUUCCAACUUUUCCGGCCCGAAAAUGUCAUUACUCGAAGCAACCAAGAGGGACACGGCUCUGAAAGCUCUGAUGGAUCCGAAAGCUGGAACUUCUCAAGUUUUAAAGGAGAAGAAAGAGCUGGAAAGACAGAAAGAACGACACUGCGAGGAGAUGCGUGAAGGAGAUAAAUCAGCAAAACUGGAUUCCAAAUUUGAACGACACACGAACAACGAGGAGAAAAAAGAUCCGCAUAAUACCACCGAUGAACUCGAAUUAGAACUCGCUGCUCUUCACCAUCCCGCCGAGCAUAUUACGAAUGGUGAAAGGAAUUCGAAAAAGGAUGAAUCGAAUCAUCCCCUGGAAAGUGCUUUUCAAGGUAGACGAGUUUCUCCAUCUGCCGAGGAUAAUGAAUCGCUUGUCCACAUUUUAGAGAACGAUUCUGAGCCCAUGGACAAUGCAAAUCGGGAUGAUAAUUCGGAGAUGAAAGAGAAGGAAAAAUCGAAGGAUGAAUCGAUGGACACUAGUUCUCUGGCUAGAGAACAACGCCAGGAAAUACCUCACUUUCAGCGGAAGAACUCGGUGCAAAAAGUCUUUAUGGACGACACUCCUGACGAGAUACUCGACCUAUUAGACGGUAUAAUAUCUGUGAAGCCAGAAAUGGCGAAUGCAGACAUUCUACAGAAGGAUAAGAGUCAGAAGUCGAAUAUGCAUUAUCAAGUUCCAACUCCAUCGGGAACUCUACCCGCCAAUAUUCUUCAGGACUCGUCUGUCGACCUGGAACAGGGUAACUCAAACAGUGAGCGUCAAGUCGUGAAUGAGAGGAAUUCUCCCCAGAUAUCAAGGGAGAGUCCCUCGCCCUCAAUGGGCACAAUGCAACCUCAGAGGCGCGACUCUUCUAAUUCAAUGGGCGGAACUGUUGCACAACUGCAGCGUACAACAACGUCCGUUUCCCAUCACUCGCCGCUCUCGAAACCCUCGGAUUUGGCACAAAACAUCAAGAAUGGUUCGCAACAACUCAGGAAUUUGCUCUCCUCCUAUCAAGCCAAUCAUUCUCAAAGUCACUCGACAACGUCCCCGGCAAGUAUUAUGCCGAUGGUGUCGUCCUCGACGACUGGACCAGCAAAACCGGGCAACACAGCAACGACGAGCAGUAUUUCGGGUCCUCUGACCUCGUUGAAUGUUCAUGGCGGACCGGGAAUUCGACUGCACUCUACGAGUCCCUUUGUCAGUAGCAGUAGUGCGGUGCAUGGAAAGCCCGAGAAUGGCAAUUCGAAUUCGACGAGUUCGGCUCAGCAGAUGAAGGAACCUAGUGCGAGUGUUGCGAUGGUCUCGAAUCUGGCAAAGUCGUUGCCUUCGGAGAAUUUUCUGCGGGUCACGAUGAGUGGCGCAGGAGGGCAGAGUCAGUCGAGCAGUAUUUCUCUUCAUGCAGCUUCGAGUGCUGCGGCACCGAGGCCAACCGGAAUUUCGAUCACGUCGAAUGCCAUGCUGAAUGCGAUGCUGGCUGGCACUAAUUCGGCGAAACCGACAAUGGCUGGUAGAACGAGUACACAUUUGACGCAUACGAGCAAUUUGCUGAGUUCUGUGAUGCCACCGGCUUCGAUGCAGAGAACCCAGAAUGUUCAGGCGAUUCUACAAGUGAGCUCAAGUUGCUCGCCGAUGCCCUCGAGGAUGUUGGUGAAUGUCGCUCCUUCAACGGUGAGUUCGUCGAUGCAGUGUGUUCGGACAAUUGUUCCACCAAUGGUUACAGCAACCUCAAACUCAGUGAAUGUCACCACAAGCAUUUUGCAGUCCACCUUAUCACAAGCUCCAACUCUACUGCACAAUCAGCUAACAUCCGGUGAAUUGCAAUACAAAACCGGGGCUUUACCAAUAGACGGGAAAAAAUCGGAGCCUGAUGCCUUGCCUUCGAACUCGACAAUCAAGAAAGACUCUGAUGGACAUCAAUCAAAACUGCUCUCGAAUGACAAACCACCUUCUUCGAGGCUAGACUCGGAAAUCAACAAACCUGGAUCGACCUCCCACCGACUAGAAGAGUCGCAAAACGUUCUUCUGAAGCAACUCUUACAAAACACAGCUUGCGCAACCACAACACUCUCGUCAUCCACAAGCCAAGGACCAAGUUUACCCCUGGUUCCAUCCUUAGAAGCUCAACUGGCAAGACCUGUGCCUCCAACUCCGUCUUCCUUACUACCUCCACUUUUGAAUGAACCUCCAGUGAACAAAACACCUCCAACCAAACAGGUCUUGACGAAAGAAACCUCGUUUGUGUCACACGCAGUGACAUCCACCAAAAUGCAGAGCACAACACCCAAAGAGGAGCCGCCGAAAGCUCCAUUAACUCAGCAUCAGCCGCAGCAAACACAAGUGACAACUCCUUCUCUGAAUGUCCAGUCGAUUUCCCGAUCUCUGGAAAGUUUAGCGAAACAGCAGGUCCACAAUCAGCAUAUCAAGAAUCUCUCGUCGUCGAUGCCGGGCAAUCAACAGGGGAUCAUGACUUCGAGUGCGAAUUCAACCAUGAAACAGGUCGCAACGCCACCAGCUAUCUCGGAGAGUAGUUUAAAUUCUCAACAAGAGAGUGUUGUCUCGCAGUCUCAGGUUGUGUCGACGACCGAGUCGGUGAAUUUGGCAACUAGUGUUUCGCAGGCACAGCAGCGAGUCUCAACUCCAAUGACUGUUUCGAGGCAUAUGAUGCAACCGAAGCCAGUUGUUUCGACAAUGGCUUUGAAGGCAGCUUUGGCCAGUUCGGAAGUUUCUAGUCUGGUCCAGAGUCAACAAUCUUUGGUACCUCCAACGUCGCAACCAGUAGCGACUGAGGUUCAGCCAGCUGUUGCGCCGAAACCUCAGAUUCCGAUUCAACAGCAGCAGCAACAAUCUCCGAUUGUUAGUACAAUACAACCGUCAGUGCCUCAGACGACGACUCAUACUCAGAGUCGUUUACAAGCUCAGAUGCCGCAGAGUACAAUUACAUCACACACAGUGCCUUUGAUGGAAGUGAAGAAAGAAAUUCUUGACGAAGUCCUACCUGGUAGUAGCUCUGGCCAAUUAAACGAUACCAAAGACUUUCUUCCUGCCAAAGAAGAGCUCGUUGAUAGUUCUAUUGACGAUAAAAAUGAUCUCAAAAAAAUAAAAAGACGGCAAUACCAGCAAAAGCGGAGACAAAGUCAAGGCAAGGAUGCAGCCAUGGGUGCGCAGAAGAAGCGUACGAAAAAGGAGCCGCGCUUAGAACAAGACUACGAGACGUUCAUGGAAAAUGUAAUGAUCCAAUUGCGCCAGCUGCCACCAAUAACCGUGGCCGAACCUCUCUUGAGCCGAAAUUACGGUGUCUGUCCGAUUUUUGGAUCCGGCGACUUGUCAAAAAUUAGUACUGUCAAAGACUACAACACGAGGACCGGUGACCUAAUUGGUUCAUAUGGGAACGCGAAGCUCUCAGGUAUUUCUGAUCAUUACAACACACAACCCUUCGGAGAACUUGAACCUUUGCCGCCGGUUCCGCCAGUUUCUACCCAAAGGGACUUCUACGAUCGAGAAUUUCCUCCCCUCAAACUCGACGACAAUGAUCGAAAAGACAGCAUGUCGGCAACUCGCGACAUCGACACACCAGAUACAAUCGUCAGUUCAUCCUCCCCGGAAUGUGUGAUACCGCCAAGCAUUCAAAGGUUUCCGGGUCUAAGAUUAAUUGACGAUGAAUCUGAUGAAGAUUCGGAAGCCGCAAGUCGAUUUUCACCUCAGAUUACGAUACUCACCCCCAUUCCGAUUCGACCAGGAACGGGACCUUUCAUAAAAAAUAUUGCUAAUAACGACAAAGAGAAUUUAGGAACUACUAGAAUCGGAAAAUCACCACCAGCUCCUUCGAAAGAUAAUGAAAAUAUCAACGUGACAGUGACAUUAAAUAGUCAAACAACGGAUGAUAUUUUGGGAGUACUUAAGGAUUUGGCAAAUGUUUUAAACUGCCCGCCUCCCGUCGAGUACCAGAUCACAGAAAGAACUACUACACCACCUAGUCAAAAAUUAGGACUUUAUAGGACUAAAGGAAAAGAUGGAAAGGAAGGAGCGCCGGUCGACAUUCAAAGCAUCUUGAACGGCGAUGCAAAGUUCUGCAGGCACUGCGAUGUCGUCAUAUUGAAUAGUUUAAUAAGAAAACAGGUGUCGGAUUUACCAUUUUUAAGCAAAGAGGAAACAGAGCCUGGAGACGAACUCUGCUUUUGUUCAGCGAAUUGUUACAUGCAGUUUGCACUCAUGCACAGAUCGCCUACCAUUACUCAAGACAAGGCCGCAACACUCGUCGACCAUCUGACAAUUCGUCACAAAACGGGUAACAAAUUCCUGGACGAGAAUCUCCAAAUACUUCAAGACGAGAAAUUCUUUGAGAAACAAAUUGUAGCUCGCGUCGAAAAUUCACAUCAGAAUCGACUUGGCGAAGUCGGUGUAACGGCACAUUCUCUGAAGAAUAAUCUGGAUUUGCAGGAUGGUAUCUUGGGGAGAAAAAGGCCACUUUCAGCUGUCGAGGAACCCUCGAUAGACCCGAAUGAACCUCAACCUCCGGUCAAAGUUUGGAAAGGUCUUCGCUACAAAACGUGGAGUUCGGGGGCAAUGCAACCCGCUGUUAAAUACAAGAAACAGAAUGAACGUGAAGUCACAGAGAUGCUUUUCCGAAUGGGUGUCACUGUGUGUCCAGUGAAAGCGGAAGACUCCAGACGUUGUAUAUUUUGUCAAAAUCAGGGUGAUGGAGCGGCAGACGGUCCUUCUCGAUUGUUGAACUUCGAUGUGGACAAGUGGAUUCAUCUGAACUGUGCUCUUUGGGCACACGAAGUCUACGAAACGGUGAACGGAGCCUUGAUGCAAAUCGACGAAGCUCUGCAGCACAGUCUUGUCUUGAAAUGUGUGGUUUGCGAGAAACCGGGAGCUUCUGUAAGAUGCUACAAAACUCGGUGCACUAAUUAUUAUCAUCUUGGUUGUGCGGUUAAGGAUAACUGCGUUUUCUUCAAGAACAAGCACACCUAUUGCUCUCAGCACGCAUCGAAAAACGACAAGGAGGAGGAGCUGACAACACUCUCAGUCUAUAGGCGCGUCUACGUGAAUCGCGACGAGAACCGUCAAGUGGCUGCUGUGAUGCAUCACUCGGAACACAAUCAUCUUCUCCGAGUCGGAAGUUUAAUAUUCCUCAGCGUUGGUCAUCUCCUUCCCCAUCAGCUCGCCAAUUUCCACACCCAAAAUCACAUUUAUCCCGUCGGCUACAAAAUCGUCCGAUUCUACUGGAGCAUGAGACGACCCAACAAGAGAUGCAGAUACGUCUGUUCGAUCCACGACGUCUCGGGCAGACCCGAGUUCCGAGUCCUCGUCCAAGAACCGCCCGAGGAGGACGUCGAGCUCCGUGACGCGACGCCUCGCGCCGUUUGGAAUCGAAUUCUGGAACCCUUGGCCGAGCUGCGAAGGUCCACGAAUAGCGUACAACUCUUCCAACGAUACAUCACAGGCGAGGAUCUCUUUGGCCUGACGGAACCGGCAGUUGUCCGAGUGCUCGAGAGUCUUCCCGGAAUUGAGAGUUUGACGGAUUAUAGGUUCAAGUACGGGCGAAAUCCCCUCCUCGAACUGCCGUUGGCGAUUAAUCCGACCGGAAGUGCGAGGACAGAAGCUAGAUUGAGAAAUCAGUUGCCUUGGAAGCGGCCUCAUACUCAGAGAACUGGUGGUUCAUCAGUUAGAGCGAGUUUCACGCCCACAACCAAUGUGGCCGGCGAAGUUACGUGUCCCUAUUCGAAACAGUUUGUCCACUCGAAGAGCUCGCAGUACAAGAAGAUGAAGCAAGAGUGGAGGAAUAAUGUGUACCUGGCGAGAUCCAAAAUUCAGGGUUUGGGUCUCUAUGCAGCGCGAGAUUUGGAGAAACAUACGAUGGUCAUUGAGUAUAUUGGAGAGAUCAUUCGGUCGGAAGUGGCUGAGACGAGGGAAAAGCAAUAUGAAGCUAGAAAUCGUGGUAUUUAUAUGUUCCGAUUGGAUGAAGAUCGUGUGAUUGAUGCAACUCUGUCCGGAGGACUCGCCCGGUACAUCAAUCACUCCUGCAGUCCGAACUGUGUGACUGAAAUCGUUGAGGUUGAAAGAGAUCUUAGAAUUAUUAUAUUUGCGAAGCGGAGAAUCUCACGUGGCGAGGAGUUAUCAUACGAUUACAAGUUUGACAUUGAAGAUGACCAACAUAAGAUACCAUGCGCAUGUGGUGCCGCAACCUGUCGCAAGUGGAUGAACUAAAAUUGUUACUGUUACUACGUUAUUGGGUAGGUUUUUACAUGAAGGAUUGAAAAAAAAAUUAUCUAUAUAUAUAUAUAUAUAUAUAUAU